AUGGAUUCCACCAAGGAAGGUCAGGCUACUAAAACACCCAUCAUGUCGGAACUUGAGGCAAUCAUUCAAAGGCAACAACUGCAGUAUGAUGAUCUUUCCAAUCGGUUCAACCAACUUACGGAACAAUUAAACAACACCAUCAUACCAAUUCAAAAACGCCUCGACAAAAUAGAGCCCGAACACACCCCUAUCCAAGGAAUCCCAACACACAGUAGUGGUACUACUACUACUGAAGUGACUGAUUUAAGCUCCAAUAUUGAGCUAUCCAAGAAGGUAUUCUUAUUCCCAGAGUAUGCUAAGCUCAAAGAUACCAAGAACUUUGACUUAUGGGAACAAUCACUUUCCAUCCAACUUGGUUCCCUUCGUCUGGAGGAAUUUCUGAAAAACCCAUCAAUUGCUAUUAGUUACUCACAUCACAAUCAAUGCUCCCUGCUCAUACUACUUCGGGAUAGCUGUUCUGAGGGCCCGCGAGCAUCAAUUGCAUGGAUUCACAACCCAACAGAUGCCUAUCUAUCGCUAAAACAACAGUACUCAAAGGGCCAGGCAGCCCAACGUUGCAAUCUCUACGAUUCCUACCACAACCUUACACUCAAAGGGUACAAAGGAACACUUGAGGCGUUUAAUUCAGAAUUCAACAGCUGCCUUACCCGACUUCAACUUACUGGAGUAAGUAUUGACCCUUUGGAUCAGGCAAAUCGAUAUCUUACAACUGUUGGUCCUGUUUUCUCACAAUGGGCUGCAAUACAACGCAACAAUCUCCAAACCAAUGCCGUCUUAGGGAUUAAUACAACAUCCCUCAACCUGCAAUAUCUUCAGACUAACUUACUGGAAGAACAUCAAAAUCCUGAUAGUCCCAGUUUCCAAGCAUUCAGUCACAGGAUAACUCAACUAUCCAAAACACCAGACAAUAGGUCUACUAGACCUAGUCAACCCAACCGACCCAACCGAACCAAUCGACCCAAUCGACCCAAAUCACCCGACAACCGACCCAACCAACCCAAUCAACCCAAUUCACCCAAUCGACCCAACCGACCCAAACGAUACAAUCGAACCAAAAACUACACACCAGACAAGGGUACUACUAGUUUUCUGACUGGUGACUACAGCCUAUCAACUGGCUGUAUGGGGUUACCUGAUUCCUGUCAGGAAUCAGAUACCGACUCUGAUUCCGAACAAGAAUUAGUACUGUUACCCGAUUUAGGUAAUAUUGGUAUGACAUAUCGUGUUGAUGACGACGAUACGUACCGAAUGGGCCUACUUUACGAUACUGGCUCAACCUGUCAUUUGGUCAACAACCGGCUUAAGUUUACGACUUUCCGACCCAUUGCGAAAUCCCAAGCAAAACCAAUUACAACAGGAGGUGGUCCAAUUUAUCCCAAAGGUAUUGGCUGUGCUGAAUUUACUGUACUAAUUCGCACCAAUCCAUCUGUCUACGGUACUCUUGUUUUACAAGAAGCACUGUACAUUCCGAAAUUGGAGGUCAGUAUUGUUAGUGGAAUUCGCCACUAUGCGUCUGGAGGAACACUCAUCAAGGAACAUCUAUACAACUCAAAUCGACAGUUAUGUGGACUCCUCAACUUCCAGAAACACGGCUUCUUCCUACAACAGCAAGGUCAACAAACGCCCUAUCUGACGAAAUCAGAUACUUCCCACUCUAGCUACUACAGUAGCUACGGAAUUAUAGUCGAAAUUCCCUCCCAACCCCCCCCCUGGGCUACCGAAGCAGAGGAUUGGUCGGCACCUUCAACGGUGCCUCGGUCGGCACCUUCAACGGUGCCUCGGUCGGCACCUUCCCCAGUGCCUCGGUCGGCACCUUCCCCAGUGCCUCGGUCGGCACCUUCCCCAGUACCUCGGUCGGCACCCAGAUCGGUACCUAGCCCAACUGUCAGUUCGGCUACACCAAGGGACCUUACUAAGGCUACCCUGUUCAAAGACCCUAUAGAAGACCCAAUUCCUAUAGAGGCAACAGACCAACUAGUAGUCCCAACUACUAGUCUUGGGGAACAAGUUCUUCCAACUACUUGUUCGGAAUCCAACAACCAGUCUUACCAAAGACUAUUGCAACAAGCGGGCAUUUGGCACAUUCGACUGGGACACAUCAGUCUCCCACUCUUGAAAAAGACCAGUAGUAUUACUACUGGACUGCCUGACUUUUCGACUAUUCAGGCUGCCGAUUUCCAAUGCCUUGCCUGUAUUCAGGCCAAAUCCACUAGACGCCAGUCUAGGGAUCCCAUCGACGAUCCAGACCAAGUUCUUGAUUCAAUUGCGGGUGAUACAUUUGGGAUUCGACCAGUAUCCUAUGAUCGUAAGUCUGUGGGUCUUAUACUAAUUGAUCGAAAAUCCCGCUUCCGUUGGGUAUUAAUCUUACCCAACAAGGAGGGAUCAACUGUUCUCCAGGCUAUUCGGAAUCUCUUCAAAAGCCUAAAACGACAGUACAACUGUUACCCAAAACAGUUAUUUUUCGACGAGGGUACAGAAAUCAACACAUUGCUCCAGACUUGGUUGGGUAAGAAAGGAAUUCUAUUCGACACAUCUUGCCCGUAUACGCCCGAACAGAACGGACUUGCCGAACGGUCCAUACGAGUCAUCCUAGACCGACUACGUGCAACAAUGAUCUGGGCAGGCCUUCCACUUUUCCUCUGGUCUGCCGUUCUUCCUGCUAUAGUUAAUCUUGUUAACUAUACUGCAAUUUCGAACCGGGAUUUAAGUCCUACCAAUUACUGA
Molecule: messenger RNA, 2724 nt
Organism: Drechmeria coniospora
Lineage: Eukaryota; Fungi; Ascomycota; Sordariomycetes; Hypocreales; Ophiocordycipitaceae
Exons: 1
Coding region: 1-2724 (907 amino acids)
Biological process (GO): DNA integration
Molecular function (GO): nucleic acid binding
Source: RefSeq, a predicted model, not a curated record